CGCCCGGCAGCACCGAGGUGCGGGCAGUCUGCGCACGGACAUCGAUCGAAGCUCACGUUCACAUCCACUCCUCGAAAUUCCCGGUGUUUUCUUUUCGAUUCGUUGACACAUCGUGAACAACCAAGGUCGGGACGCGAACCAUUGCCACGCGAUUUAUCACACGUCUGCUCUCCGCUCCUGUGAGUCGUGCCUCGGUGUAGUGACACUUGUGCCUUUCGGAAAAAAAGACUGAAAAUCAUCGUCGUCCUGGGAGACCGAUUCUACAACCCUGCCAACUCCUCUACACCCUGUGAAUCGCCACACGUAUACGCGUCGAUCGAGCAGUAACAUGGUCCGCAACUAACCUCUAUUCGUGUUUGUACUCCAUCGAUACAACCAUACCAGUAGAGAAUAUCGAUCAAUAAUGCUGUAAAACUUUGACCGCCAGUUUUUGUUUAAAGUAGCAGUAAAAUCAAAAAGCAUCGUUGGAGAAAUCAACGUGGCAGAAUGUUUAAACGGUUGUCAAAAUCAAGGCGCCAUAGUGCUGACGACGUGGCCCUUUCGUUGUCGAGCCCGACGACCCUGGACGAGCCACCGGGGACGUCGACGCCGCGGGACAACUGUCAGAGCAUCAGCCCAGCCGCCCUGCUGAGGGUUUCGAGGACGAAGUACACCAGGAGAAGCUGCGGGGACGCGAGCGCCAUGCAAGCGUUGCUCGCCACUAAGCAGGAACAGGAGCAAGACGUCGCCGAGGCCGAUUAUCAAAUGGUCACGGCCGUUCCUGCGUUCAUCGUCGAACACGAGCCCGAGAAACAGCGUGGUUCGAGUUUUGGAGUCUGGGGUCGUAGAAUGAGCAAGAAGAUAGAUUCGUUCCGGCGGGCUGGUUCCCGCGAAACGAUCUGCUCCAUUUCCGAAAGGUCUGACGCCGGAAACGGAAACGCUAAUAACAAUAACAGUUGCACGGCAGCUAGCAAUAACAAUAUUAGCCCGAAAACGGACAAGUCAGUGCCAGAUCUGAAGCAAGAUAGCAAGCUAGAAAAGAGAAUACCGGGAACUUUCCAUAGAUCACCUUCUCCCUUUAAAUCGUUCUUCAUCCGCAUGGGUUCCACGGGAAUGCUCAACUCGGCGAGAAGUAACAGACGUUCGCAAAACAUGGACGAGAGACUAAAGACCACCGAGAAGGAAAAUUUGUUUAGAAGUUGUAGCACUAGUCAGCUGAACACCAGCCCGACUUACGUAAAGGGAGACGACCCCUCGGAAGGGAUCGAUUUACAGAUCUCGAACCGCAAGGAUAAAACAGUAUCUUGCGACAAUCUAGCGGAUCGUCAAAAUGACGACGCGUUCGACGAGCAUAUCGGAGACGCUACCGCGAGCUUAUAUUCCCUGGGAAACCCAUCGAUAACGAGCUUCAGUCCCUGUGACUUUGGUCAGUCCCGAAACGAAUCGCCGAUGCGGAAGAGCAGUAGCUGUGACUUCAAGGAAGCCAAGAAGUCUAGCUUUCCUUACGCUUUCCUACGGUCGAAACUAUCCGUCCUACCCGAGGAACGUCACAGUACGUUCGCCUCUAAAGACGAACGACUGUUCAAGACUGCCUCUGAGGAACAUUUUCCCGCGUUAAAGAUCGAGGAUACGUAUACCGGAACGACCACGCUUGGACGUCGUCGCACCAGGAACGGCAACUUGGCCAGGGGAAAUCCGAACAAGUCUCAGGAACAGCCCACCUCAAAAAGCGGACGGAACUCGUACACUGAGUUUCGGAGGAGUUCGAGCAGAUGCGAGGAUAGGUACAGUCUAAACCCUGGUCAUUUGGAGAGGAUUGACGACAACUUCCAGCAGGAAGAUACGGGCUGCUACAAUUCGUACGAUAGCAGUCCGAUGUCCCUUCGAGGUAACGCGACUGUUCAGCAUCCAGAAACUGGUCAGGAUAGAGUCGACUUUGCCGGAAGGAUCAACGAGUCUCGAUUUUCCGAGACGUCCUCGUUAAACGUAGACCUGGACAUGGUGGCAGCGUUGAGGAGCCACAGACGAAACUCCGCGCCCAGUGGUGAGCAGAGGCUUUCCUCUCAUUAUGUCAGCUCGAACGAGUCUGGCUACGACAGUGAUGGGCCUAGAGGAGAGUCAGCGGCAGCUUCGGAAAAUGAAGGUUUAAGUUUAAAGUGUACGGAUAGUUCGGAUACUAGCAGUGUGGUCGAUUCGGAACUGGAGAAGCCUAUCAGGAGCUCUACUCCCAGCGAGUGCCAAGAACAGGAGAACAGCAACGAUACCAGGAUGAGAAAGCUUUCCGAGGCAGAUGUUCGGGCUGGCACGUCUGAAUUGAACGACGGUAUAGACGGACUUAGGUGGCAUCAGAGUAAUUCGGGGAGAUUGUUGCCGAGCAUUCAUCAGACGUACGAUGAUGUCAUGAUGAAUUCUCAGUUUCCAAUUUGCGGGAACGGGCUGACCGCGUUGCAAAGUUCACCAAAAUCGCUGGAUAUCUCACCGCAUCGAAUGAGAUUACAACAAGACAAGAGUAGGUUUCUCAGUGACAUAAUUCAACCACCGAAGAGGGUUAGACGAUGUCGAUUGGUACAACUGAACAAGAGAGAUCCAAAGGAAAAUUUGGGUAUCCGCUUGGCGCAGCAACGUUUAGGCGAGUUGCGGUAUAUCGUUGUUCAGUUGGAAAGCGAUGGAAUAGCGCAUAGAGACGGAAGACUAAGGCUCGGUGAUGAAAUCGUCGAGGUUGAAGGGAAGGAGCUGAGGACGCUGGAAAGUCUGGAGGAGGUCCAAGAGUUUCUAAAAUCUUUCACCGGUAACAAAAUACGUCUGAUGACCGCGUUCGAGGAGACAGUGCCGCAGGUGUAUGUCAGCCCUCCGACUUUACCUGGGGAGUAUGAGUACCUGGAAAAUGCAAAGAAUCUUUCGAAUCUGUCGUUGAUCGACAGUGAAACGAGGCAAACUGUACAAUCGAAUCAAUCGAGUACACCCGCUGCGGACGAAGGCGUUCAGUCGACGAAGAGGCCAGAUUUUCUGCCGCUUUCUUGCAUGUCCAAAGAACGGAAGGGCGUGGAAAGUAAUUUGGAAUCGACAAUGGAGCCGCAACAUUACUUAUCGAGACACAUUGCCAAAUUCGAGAAGGGCUACGGCAAGCCUAGUCUCGGUUUCAGCGUGGUGGGUGGCAGAGAUAGCCCACGAGGUGAAAUGGGCAUUUUCGUGAGACGGAUUUUCCCUGGUGGUCAAGCUGACGUCUCCAAGUCGCUGUUCCAAGGUGACGAAAUCCUAAGUUUAAAUGGAAAGGUGCUGCGUGGCUACACACACCAAGAAGUUAUCGAAUUGUUCAAAGCAGUAAGAGAAGGCCCAGUUGAAUUGGAAAUCACAAGGAGACACAGGUAUCCAAAAAGUACGCAAAAAUCCGCGCCGUGCUGAGAAGGAGGCAACGUGGACGAAGCUGCCCACAGGAAGUGCUCUUUCGGUUUAACUCUAAACGAUUUAGUAUUCGCUGCAUACGAAGUUUUAGGAUUCUAGUCUAUCAGAACGAAUCUUUGAUCUUUGAUGUUUGUUUCAAUUAAUUUAUUUACUGCGGUGCCGCAGUUGCGUAGCAAUUAAGUGUAUUAUGAAAUUAUUAUUAUUAUUAGUUAUUAUUGACUAUUAUUAUAUAUUAUUUUUAUUAUUAUGUUAUUAUUAUUAUGACUAUAAGAUUUUAUAGAGAUACGUUACAGCAGCGUGAAUUCAUUGUAUACGAUUUCUGACAUUAUUAUUAUUAUUAUUAUUAUCAUCAUUAUUAUUAUU
Bombus huntii is the source of this 3744-nucleotide messenger RNA. RefSeq lists its product as uncharacterized. Lineage: Eukaryota; Metazoa; Arthropoda; Insecta; Hymenoptera; Apidae. Gene Ontology annotation, molecular function: protein binding. The record is from RefSeq and is a predicted model, not a curated record. The transcript is spliced from 8 exons. Bases 487 to 3381 code for a protein of 964 amino acids.